This is a messenger RNA of Moneuplotes crassus, 1878 nucleotides long. The record is from the annotation of a GenBank genome assembly. NCBI's taxonomy places the organism in Eukaryota, Ciliophora, Spirotrichea, Euplotida, Euplotidae.
CUGAAGUGUAAUAUGGAGGGUGCCAUUGUACAAGCUGAACCAGAGUCAGACUCUGACCAAGAAAUGCCAAACUUAUUUGAUCCUGAAACUGUUGUCAACAUUACUCCUGAACAAGUGGCAGCUGCUGAAGAGAAAAUCAGAGAUAAGUUUGCUUCCAGGAUAGAUAUAAACACUAUCGAGCGGCCGGGAAUCUGCAAUAUUUUCCCUAGAGAAGAAUUUAAGCAUGAAUCAUCAGAAGAAUACCUCAAUUCUGAGAACUACCAAGCCCUUCUGUAUCAGGCUGCUCAUAAUGUGUACAAUUUGAAGAGAGAGAAGUUUCCAGAGAGCGAAUUGCCAGAAGAUUAUGAAGACAAGUACAUAAAGUUCGAGUAUUUGGAAUCAUCUCAAUUGCACAAGUAUACUCCAGUCAAUGAAGAGGAGUAUGUCAAAAAGGGAAUGCAUUUAAAAUAACAAAUUCACCCCUGUAAGCGAUGAAGGCAAGGGCUUGACAUACAAGAUGUGGAAGACCAAUGCUAGACUGAUCCGCUCAAUAUUGGACCUGCACGGUUUUCAACAAGUCGCUGGCUUUGACUGCUCAAUCCUUUGGACCAACACUGUUGGUAAAAGACACAUGUUCUAUGGGUUUAAUGACUAUCAAUGGAUUAACCACUUCCCAAGCUCCUAUGAGAUCACAAGAAAGAUGGAUUUGUACAAAAAUUUUGAUAUGAUGAGACAAAAAUACAAGAGUUCUGAGUAUAAUUAUUGCCCGAUGACAUUUCUGAUGCCGUCCCAGAAGGAAGAUUUCAGAGCCUAUCUACACUCACUGAAAGAAAGCGAAGAGCAUAACCCAGACAAACUCUUCAUAGUCAAGCCAAAUAAGCUUUCGAGAGGUAGAGGGAUUUAUCUGAUAAAGGACAUUGAAGAUCUUGUUGACGAAGAAGGAGUUGUCAGUGAGUACGUAGACAACCCUCUUACCAUUAAUGGCCAUAAGUUUGACCUCAGGAUCUACGUUGUUGUUACAAGUUUCUAUCCAUUAAAGAUUUAUGUUUACAGAGAGGGUUUGGCUAGAUUUGCAACAGAAAAGUACUCUAAGAAAGCAGCCGGAACUAACUUGUAUGUUCACUUGACCAAUUAUUCCAUUAAUAAAAAGAAUAAGAGCUUUAAGAGAAAUGCAAAAAUGCAAGAUGACACUCUUCCUUUCAAAUGGUCUCUCACUGCGUUCUUCAACAGGCUCAAAUCUUGAGGAAUUGAUGUUGACUUGAUGUGGGAACAGAUCUAUGACUUAAUCAUCAAAAGUAUUCUCUCAAGCGAGAAAUAUAUCAGCUACUUCACUAAGGAGCACUUCACCAAGGUAAACAAAUCCUUUGAAAUUUUCGGCUAUGAUGUAAUGAUAGAUCAGGACCUUAAGCCAUGGCUGAUGGAAAUAAACCUGUCACCUUCACUCUCGCUUGAAUCAAGUAUGGACAUCAAGCUCAAGACUAAACUCAUCACAGAUAUGUUCAACAUGUUCGGAUUCCGAAAGCUAUCGACUGCAACUCUAAAGGAAGGGACGCCUUGGGAUGAAGAAAAGGACAAAAGCUCUAUUAUAAAAUCCCAGCCUCCAAAGCACAAAUGCAAGAAUUACAAGUACCUCAUCCCUGCCCUCGAAGAAAGAAUCCAAGAAGGAGAAUACGAUGAGGAUGUGAAAGCCAAAAUGACAGACAUCGCUUCGUCAAAAUACUUCGAGCAUAUCAUCGAGGCUCUGGCUGAGUAUACCAGGAAGGAAGACUUUAUCAGAAUUUUCCCAGCGAAAGGGUCAAAGAGAUACUUCAAGUUCUUUAAAUUUGACCUUGAAGUUAACCAGAAGUUGUACGAAUUCCUAUAUGAAUAGAGGCAUAAAUCUUUUAAACUAAUAUUCGC